CAUAAUUUGUGCUUACCGGCGAGUAAGUUUCGGUUGACUUGGUGCGAAAAUAAUGGGUAGUAACUGUAAUUUAGGGAAGCCAACCUUCACAAAGUUAAAGAAGAAGAACUGUAAUUUAUAAAACGAAUCUUAUACGAUUUUUAGUGAACACGAUGUUGGAUUUGGAUGAUGAACUUUCUCAGGAUUUUAUGCUCAUGCAAUCCAGGCAGUGGAGUUCUGGUUAUACCGCUGCAAUAACUGGCUACAGUUCGGAAUUGCAGUGUUCAACGAAAACAAAGCGUGAUGAAAUUAUGCGUUCAAAUCAAAAAACUUUACAGUUUAACAUACAUUCUGGGGUAUAUAAUAAACUCGUAGAUUUUAAACUUCCUCACUGCCUCCAGUACCGAGAAAAUGGAAUGACUUCGAAAUGCAAUUUGAGCUCACAGGUUAUAAGUUUAAAACUGAGACAACUGAAGUUAGUUAAUUCUAGUCGUGUAGAUUUGUCGGAUUAUGUAAGCUGUUAUUAUGUAAAAGGUUUUAAGAAAGACUUGGUAGGCGUUUGGACUUAUCAUGAAUAUUCAGCAGCGUUAUUAAAAUCUGUUUCAUUUCAGUAUUCUAAACUUACAUCAAAAUCUGAUGAUUUACUUCCUAGUAUUUCCGAGGCAUUUUGCUCUGAUAUUGUGAAUUUGCCAAGUUAUAAAGUAUUUGAUUUAUGUGGAUUGUCAACAGGUGACCAAGAUUACAUUUUGUAUGUUGCCAAUUCUUAUUCUCGUCAUAAGAAUAUUGCACACUUGGCACCAAUUGAUGUAAAUGAAUGGGCUGACCAACCUGAUGAUGUGGUGAGACGUUUUGAACAUCAAGAAAUUCUCUGGAGUUGUGCUUGGAAUAGUUUCAAACGCCGUUUUGCUAUUGGUGCUGACAGGUGUUUCUAUCUUCAUGAUUAUGUAAGUUUCUCAGACAAAAUUGAAUUGCCUAAAGGACAGCCACAUUCCUUAGAUUUUAAUAGCAAUGGUAAUUUGCUAUAUUGUGGGCUUCACAUGGGAGAACUGACCUGUUUUGAUCUUCGUUCAGAAGACAGAGUGCCUGCUUUAACAGUGUCACUCUGCAAAAACAUUUCAUACAUUAAACUUCUUUCAGAUGAACAAACUAUUAUUGCCAGUGGAUUCAACAACGUUCUUCUGAAUAUUGAUUUGCGUACAAAGAAGAUAGUUUUUCAGUAUCCAAACCACCAUAGUUUAUAUAAGAAAUUAGCAUUCAGUUUAGAUGAAUCUCUGAAUAUACUUUGUGCUCCAGGAGAGGACAAUAUUACAAGAUUAUGGACAUUAAAUGAUGGAAAACUUUUGCAUUCACUUCCUCUACCAGAUCAAGAUUGGUGUGGGCAGAUCAAUUCCAUGUUUCAAGCUGAUGGUGGAAGAAUGUUUGUUCACGUUUUACUUGGAGAUUCUAUAUAUACUUACGAGACACUUGAAGACAAUACAAAAUUUCAGUAUGUUAUGCCAGUUCGUUAUCGCUUCCUUGAUACCUAGUCUUUUUCACACUAUAUCCAUUGUUAUUUUAAGAAAAUGUAUUGAUAGUAUGACUGAUCUGCUAACUAUAUGUGUGAAUUUAUACUAGAAUUUAUGAUUAAAACUGCUAAAUAUCAA
Messenger RNA from Stegodyphus dumicola, 1622 nucleotides. RefSeq lists its product as uncharacterized. Lineage: Eukaryota; Metazoa; Arthropoda; Arachnida; Araneae; Eresidae. Gene Ontology annotation, cellular component: Cul4-RING E3 ubiquitin ligase complex. The record is from RefSeq and is a predicted model, not a curated record. Gene Ontology annotation, molecular function: protein binding.